AUGGGUACCGAAAAGACAGACCCUACUGCUUAUCACAAUAGCAAAGGCGAAUUCUCUGAUGUCUCAGAUCAUGAUGGAGAGUCUGUUCAGUCCCCCCCGCGGCACACCCUCCAACGUAAGCUCAAGAAUCGUCACAUUGCUAUGAUCAGUAUUGGUGGUGUCAUCGGUACUGGUCUUUUUGUUGGGACCGCAAACUCUCUGGCGAAUGGAGGCCCCAUCGGUUUGUUGCUCGGCUAUGUGGUCAUGGGCUCCAUCGUCUAUUCCGUCAUGGUCACUUUGGGAGAAAUGAUUGCUUUCCUGCCUAUACCUGGUGGUCACAUCAAACUGGCCGAGCGCUUCGUUGACCCUGCAUUCUCUUUUGCAAUGGGUUGGAAUUAUUGGUAUAACUGGACGAUUGUCUCGCCCCUCCUGACAUUUGUCGUCCCAGCCGAGCUAUCUGCUGCUGCAUUAUUGAUGAACUAUUGGAAUCAAACUGUCAACGACUCAGUAUGGGUCGUCAUGUGUCUUGUCGUCGUUCUCACCAUUAAUAUGCUCGGUGCUGGCGCUUACGGCGAGGCGGAAUUCAUCUUUGCAUCCAUCAAGGUCCUCACAAUCACCGGUCUUAUCAUUCUCGGUAUAGUCCUCGAUUUAGGAGGUGGCCCAGACCACGACCGCAUUGGAUUCCGUUACUGGAAAAAUCCUGGACCGUUUGUUCAGUAUAAUAACAUCGGAGGUGCCAAAGGACGAUUCCUUGGCUGGUGGGCUGUCUUGACACAAGCUGCUUUCUCGUUCAUUGGAACCGAGAUUGUUGCUAUUGCUGCUGGAGAAGCGAAGAAUCCUCGUCGUACCUUGCCCAAAGCCAUCCGUCGAGUAUACAUCCGUAUAUUGCUUUUCUACAUCGGUGGAACACUUGUCAUCGGUCUGCUUGUACCAUCCAACAACCCAUAUCUUAAAUUGAACAGUGGAACUGCCGCGUCUCCAUUCGUCCUUGCUAUCGAAACAGCCGGAAUUAAAUCUCUUCCUUCAAUUAUCAAUGCUUGUUUGUUGACCUCGGCAUGGUCCGCAUCAUCUAGUGACUUGUACACUUCGUCUCGUGCGAUUUAUGGUCUUGCAGCUUCAGGAAAUGCUCCCAAGAUCUUCCUUAAAACUACACGCAGUGGGUUGCCUUACGUUGCUGUCCUUUUCUGCGCCUCUUUCUCCCUUCUUGCCUUCAUGGCUGUGUCCAAGGGUGCGGGCACGGUGUUUGACUGGUUUUCCAACAUGACAGCCGUCGCUGGCCUUAUGACGUGGUUUGGUAUUUCGGUGACGUACCUCCGUUUCUACAAGGGCAUGCAGGUCCAAGGCAUCGACCGUAAGACGCUCCCUUACUACACAAAUCUCCAGCCAUACGCUGCGUGGUGGGGAGUCGUCUCAACGAUCACUGUCUGUUUCUUUAGCGGAUGGAGCGUGUUCCUCAAAGGAAAUUGGAAUACUGCAACUUUCGUCACCAACUAUAUCCUUCUUAUUACCUGGCCAAUCAUGUACUUUGGCGCUCGCUUCUACUAUGGCACCAAGCCCGUUGCCGCACAGGACAUGGACUUCAAGAGCGAUCUAGCUGAGAUUGCGGCGGAUACAUAUGACGAACCCCCACCAAAGAACAAGAUGGAAGCAUUCUGGCAAUGGCUGGUAAGUAUAGCUGCUCCACUUGGGAAUUUUUGA
This is a messenger RNA of Suillus subaureus, 1677 nucleotides long. RefSeq names its product amino acid permease/ SLC12A domain-containing protein. The record is from RefSeq and is a predicted model, not a curated record. The coding region runs from base 1 to 1677 and encodes 558 amino acids. Gene Ontology annotation, biological process: amino acid transmembrane transport. Gene Ontology annotation, cellular component: membrane. Gene Ontology annotation, molecular function: amino acid transmembrane transporter activity. The transcript has 9 exons. NCBI's taxonomy places the organism in Eukaryota, Fungi, Basidiomycota, Agaricomycetes, Boletales, Suillaceae.